UAGUGUUUAGUUAUUUUUUUCCUUUCUCAUUAUGAAAAGUUCAUCAACUGCUGAGAUUCUCUCAGUUAAACCAGUUGAUUCGAGUACUCAUUUAGUAAUUAGUGAUCAUGUUGAACGUAAUUACUUACAUGGCAGAGCGUUGAUUAAAUGUGCUUUGGACGGAAUUAAAUUUAAAUUGAAAGAUGACAUUGAUUCGUUGAAAAUAUAUUUCAUCUAUUCAAAUUAUCAUUUCACAUGGUUAACUAAUUUAGCCGUUUUUCUGCUCCUUCUAAUUGCGAUUUGGGAAGAUAUUAGUUUGAGUGUUUUGGAAAAUGGUAAAUAUAAGAAGACCAUAUUAUCCGUUACAAUCAAUUUAGUCGAGAUCGGUUGUUUCUCCGUCCUUUUUGUACGAUUAGCCUUUCUACAUCGAUGUACGCAACUUAAAUUGUUCUGGAUUGACGGUAAAAACAUCUUACAAUUAGGAUUAAUUUUCUUUUCCAUGGUUGAUAUUAUUCUGCAAUCUUCUGCUUCUUAUCAUCAUUUUCCAUUGUUUUCCACUCGAUGGUCACGAUGUCUUAGACCUUUUUUCAUCUUUCUUAUUCCAGAACAGCGUCAGCUUCGCAGGAUAGUUAAGUGUGUUUAUAGAACUUUACCCGAUCAGGUGAACAUUUUAAUUCUUUACUUUUUAUCUCUUGGUUUGUCCUCGAUAAUUGGAUUUAAAUUAUUCUCACAACGUCGACUAUUUGAUCAGAGAACUUUGCCUUUUGAUACAUAUUCCAAUUCUUUGUAUAAUCUUUAUGUUCUGGUCACAACGGUCAAUAAUCCAUCUAUUAUGUUACCAGCUUAUAAUCAGAGCGGAUUCUUUGCUAUAUUUUUUGUCAUAUUCUUGAUAAUUAAUUGGCUUCUCUUCAUGAAUAUAACUCUAGCAGUUAUCUACAAUUCAUACAGAGGACAUUUAAAAGAUGAAAUUUCCAACAUUCAUUCAAUUAAAUUAUCCAACCUUAAUAAAGCUUUCGAAGUGGUAACUGGUUCAUCUGAUAGAUUUGAUCAACAGGCUGGAUUAACUCGGGAACAAUUUAAUCAUAUUGCAAUUGAUGUUCCAGAAUACAAUCCGUCAUUUGGUUCGGUUAAUUCUCGUCACUAUUUGUAUACAGUUUGGUAUCUUUUGGAAACUCAAGGAUUAAUUAAACGUCGUGAAUUUUUAAACAUGAUUGAAUUACCAGUAAUUCAGAUCAAUAUGGUUUAUCCGGUUCGUUCUGAUGAACUGUCCACAUUUGUGAGUCGCUACUUUAGCUCAAUCUACGAUUCGUCAACAUCAAUGAUGUUCCGUAUUGUUAUUCAAAGUGUUUAUUAUCAGUAUACAGCAGAAUUUAUUCUGAUAAUUAGCUUGAUUGUUCUGACAUUUGACAAUUCUCCUGAUCGGAUUGAUUUUGAAUAUUUCGUCAUCAGCUUCUUUGUGUUUGAUAAUUUUGCCAAAUUAUAUUCUCAGGGAUUUAUUAUAUUUUUCAAACAAUUUUGGAAUCUCUAUUCGUUAACUGGAACUAUUUUAGCAGUUAUCAUGAUAUUCAUUGUGAUCUUUGGUUUAGUUGAAGAAUCAAAUAUAGAUCCUUAUUUAAACGUUUUUCUGAUUCUUCUUGUUCUUCCAAUCAUCAGGAUGUUUCGCCGAAUUGAAAGAUUUCAUUCAAUUUUAAACACUUCCCGUUGGAUGAUUCCAUUUAUAAUCGACUUUACAAUCAUCAUAUUUGCAUUGUUUUACUUUUUUGCUAUCAUUGGGAUCAUCUUAUUUGCUCAAUUAAUCAAUUCAGAUCCUUCUGGUUGUCCGGUUGGUUCAAUUGAUUGCUGUCCAUCCAAUUUAACGGAAAAAGGGGUUCGCUUUUGUACAAUUAACUUUAAUUCAAUAGUAACGGCAUAUCUGUUACUCUUUCAACUGUUGGCGGUAAAUGAUUGGCAUCAGUUUGUCAGAAAUUAUGAAAUUAUGACCAAUAGUAAAUAUACUCGAUUAUAUUUUGUCAGUUUCCAUUUGAUUUGUAUCAUUGUGGUUCUCAAUUGUUUCACCGCCUUUAUUAUUGAAUCUUUCAUCUUGGAAUAUAAUAGAGAUGAUGAACAAUCAUCAAUAAUUUCAUCAACACCACCAGGAAUAGAGACCACGUUAAGUAAUAGUCGUUUGAUCAGCAGAAUACGAAGAUUAACCAACAAUAAUCAUCCAAAGGUUAGAUUAGCUUGUAAUCCGAUUGUCAAGCUUUUGGGUAAACAUCAAGGAAAUGAAGUGAUUGCUUUUAAUAUACCAGAAAAUAAUAAUUUCCAUGUUGAAAUUCACGAGGCGACGACAAUUGAAUCCACGCUACUCAGAGUUUUCCAAAAAGAAUUGCUAGAAGAGGAAGAAGAAAGAAAAAAAUUAGAUGAAGUUUUAACCAAAUUAGACAAACAAGAAUCCGAGGAGAAGAAGAAUUAA
This is a messenger RNA of Panonychus citri (citrus red mite), 2431 nucleotides long. RefSeq lists its product as uncharacterized. Gene Ontology annotation, biological process: monoatomic ion transport; transmembrane transport. Bases 32 to 2431 code for a protein of 799 amino acids. Gene Ontology annotation, cellular component: membrane. The record is from RefSeq and is a predicted model, not a curated record. Gene Ontology annotation, molecular function: monoatomic ion channel activity. NCBI's taxonomy places the organism in Eukaryota, Metazoa, Arthropoda, Arachnida, Trombidiformes, Tetranychidae. The transcript is spliced from 4 exons.